AUGGCUCCAAUUUACUACGAGGAAGCAGUGGAUCAGUACGUUCAUGUUGGCCCAAUUCGUUUUGCAUAUCGAAAAUUCGGUGCCGAAACAGGCAUUCCUCUCACUCUCCUCGUGCACUUCAGGGGCACGAUGGAUCAUUGGGACCCGGCAUUCAUCAACCCGCUUGGCGCCACCCGGCCCAUCAUCCUGAUUGACAAUGCUGGCAUCGGUCGAUCAGACGGCGAGGUCCCAUUAGCCAUUAAAGACUGGGCACAGAACGUCAUCAAUGUUCUCAGCGCGAUUGAAGUGAAACAGACCGAUCUCUUCGGUUUCUCGAUGGGAGGAUUCGCUGCUCAGCUCGUCGCACUCAAUGCACCACAGCUCAUCCGUCGGCUCAUACUAACAGGCACAAGUCCUAGCAUAGGCCAAGGAGUCAUUCCUCCAAGCCAGGACCCCUCGGUCCUUAUGCUGAAAGAUGCCGAGACUGAAGAAGACCUGCGCCAAGCCUACAUUACUGCCUUCUUUGGGGCGUCACAGAACUGCUUGAAGGCCGGAGGUGAAGUAUGGGACCGUAUCGCCUCUGCUAGAAAGAACCGGUCUGGAUUUCUUGGAUCGGAAGGGACUAACAGGCAAUUCGGUGCCUUUGGGAACUUCCUUGAUCCGAACCAGGCCAAAGACGGCUCUUUCAACCGGCUCCAUGAGAUUAAUAUCCCCGUUCUGGUUGCAGGCGGGAGCAAUGACGCUGCCAUUCCCACUCACAACAGCUAUGUUCUGUGGCAGAACUUGAUCAACUCCGAUGCACAGUUGCACAUUUAUGCGGAUUCAGGGCAUGGAUUCUUGUUUCAAUACGCAGCCGAAUUCUCCAGGCUAAUUGGUGAAUUCUUGGACAGCGUUUAG
This is a messenger RNA of Penicillium vulpinum, 876 nucleotides long. RefSeq names its product alpha/beta fold hydrolase. The record is from RefSeq and is a predicted model, not a curated record. Lineage: Eukaryota; Fungi; Ascomycota; Eurotiomycetes; Eurotiales; Aspergillaceae. The transcript has 3 exons. Bases 1 to 876 code for a protein of 291 amino acids.